Molecule: messenger RNA, 2541 nt
Organism: Rana temporaria (common frog)
Lineage: Eukaryota; Metazoa; Chordata; Amphibia; Anura; Ranidae
Gene: ME2
Product: malic enzyme 2
Exons: 16
Coding region: 105-1853 (582 amino acids)
Biological process (GO): malate metabolic process; pyruvate metabolic process
Cellular component (GO): mitochondrion
Molecular function (GO): malate dehydrogenase (decarboxylating) (NADP+) activity; malate dehydrogenase (decarboxylating) (NAD+) activity; NAD binding
Source: RefSeq, a predicted model, not a curated record
CUGUAGCUGCAUCAGUCAGGUUCACUCUCCGGCUGGCGGGCCGAUCAUCACUCUUCAUACCUCUCCUCCCUACCUGAGACUCAGCACAGCUACAGGUUUCCAAAAUGCUGUCCAGACUUCAAAUCCUGGUAAAUGGCACCGCGGCACGACGCUUCGUACACACCAAAGAGAAGGGAAAAGCUCUUCUGCUUAGUCCAAGGACCAACAAGGGAAUGGCAUUCACGCUGCAGGAAAGGCAGAUCCUUGGAUUGCAAGGUUUGUUACCCUCCAAGAUCGAGACCCAAGACAUCCAGGCGUCCAGAUUCCACAAAAACCUCCGAAAGAUGGAGGACCCCCUGGAGAAAUACAUCUAUGUGAUGGGGAUUCAGGAGAGGAACGAGAAGCUCUUCUACAGAGUCUUACAGGAUGACAUUGAGAGGUUGAUGCCCAUUGUCUACACCCCCACCGUCGGCCUGGCCUGCUCACAGUAUGGACAUAUCUUCAGGAGACCAAAGGGUUUGUACAUUUCCAUCUUUGACAAAGGACAUAUCCGAUCCAUCUUGGAGAACUGGCCAGAGACCGAUGUAAAGGCGGUUGUAGUGACGGACGGUGAGCGGAUUUUGGGGCUUGGUGACCUGGGAGUUUAUGGAAUGGGUAUCCCUGUUGGAAAACUGUGCCUGUAUACAGCUUGUGCCGGUAUACGCCCUCGGUCGUGUCUCCCGGUAGUAAUUGAUGUUGGCACCGACAAUCCGGCUUUAUUGAAAGACCCGUUCUAUAUGGGACUGUAUCAGAAAAGGGACCGGACCCAGCUGUACGAUGAUCUUAUUGAUGAAUUCAUGGAUGCUGUCACCGACCGAUAUGGUCGGAAUACGCUAAUCCAGUUUGAAGACUUUGGGAACCACAACGCCUUCAGAUUCCUGAGGAAAUACCGGGAAAAAUAUUGCACUUUUAAUGAUGACAUUCAAGGUACGGCUUCGGUGGCGCUGGCUGGUCUUCUCGCCACACAGAACGCCAUUAAUAAACCCAUUACGGAGCAAAGAGUUCUGUUCCUUGGUGCUGGAGAGGCAGCUUUAGGUAUUGCAAACCUCAUCGUCAUGUCCAUGAUGGAAAACGGAAUCUCAGCCGAGGCAGCUCGGGAAAAGAUAUGGAUGUUUGAUAAAUAUGGAUUACUGGUCCAGGGACGUGCGGAAGGGGUGGACGGUAACCAAGAGGCUUUUGGACACUCUUCUCCUGAUCAGCCUGUGAAAAGCUUUCUGGAUGCUGUCAAUGUUCUGAAGCCCACAGCCAUCAUAGGUGUUGCCGGGGCUGGAAGACUGUUUACAGAAGACGUUGUUAAGGCAAUGAGUGCAAUUAAUGAGAGGCCGGUCAUAUUCUCUCUCAGUAAUCCAACCACACAGGCGGAGUGUACGGCGGAGGAAGCGUAUACAUGGACAGAGGGCCGCUGUCUAUUUGCCAGUGGAAGUCCCUUUGAUAUGGUGACCUUAAGUGAUGGGCGAUCCUUCAAACCUGGCCAGGGUAACAAUGCCUACGUUUUUCCAGGCGUGGCUUUGGCGGUCAUCCUGAGCGGGGUGCGGCACAUAAGCGAUCGUGUAUUCCUUGAAGCUGCAAAGGCUUUGGCAGAACAGCUAACAGCUGAAGAGCUGGACCAGGGCCGUCUGUACCCUCCGCUGUCCAACAUCCGUGAAGUCUCCAUAUGUAUCGCUGUUAAAGUGAUGGAGUUUGUGUACAGAAAUGGCAUGGCUUUCCAGUACCCGGAGCCGCUAGAUAAGAACGCCUACGUGCGUUCCAAAGUGUGGGAAACGGAGUACGACUCCUUCUUACCGGACGUCUACGAUUGGCCAGCGUACGCAUCCAAGGCUCACAAAAUGUUCUGACCCUUCCAUCCCGAGAGAUCACUUUAUUACGUGACCAUGCAUGAGAAUUGGGUUCCGACCUUCAAUUUUCUUGUGCCUUUUACAGCUUCCAUUUUUCAAUAUGCUGCCCUUGACAGAGGAAAACAAAAAUCUGUCCCAUUACCUGAAUGUCAAGUCUUACCAAAAGGGAUUCUUUUAAUGUAGAAUACGAUGUUCUACCAGGCUCUUUCUAGUGCGAUUUUUAAGGAACACAAGCAAUUUUUUUUAUGCGAUUUUAUGCGUUUUUGGAUGCACAAAACUGAACUGGAACAAAAUUGAGUUGGGCUAAGCGCUGCUCAGCUAUUCAUAGGAAGCUUUGUAUUUCCUCAAUGAAUACAAAGCUGAGAUAAAGACGUGGGUGGCUGACAUCACCAUCUCCGCCAAUUGGAAGAAGCCUUGUGUUCAUUGAUCGAAUACAAUGUUUUCCUGUGAAUGGAUGAGCAGCGCUCAGCCCGACUCGUUUUUAUUCAGGGACGGGAAGCCCCAUCUCGCUACCGAAACGCAGCUCUGAAUGCUACAUGUCGCAGAUGCCACAUACAAUUUAUACAGCACUCCCAGCUGGCACAUGUAUCAAUGAAGCAAAUGACUUGUUUACAGCAGCUUGGUCCAAACAAACUACUGUGGAACCUUGGUUUACGAGCAUAAUCCGUUCCAGGAGAAUACUCGUAAU